CAUUUUUCCUCUUUGUUUCCCCUCUCCCGCGAGCUAAUCCAAUGGAGAUCUCAAGAACCCCAACAUUUUUCCAAGAUCUCGCUUCCAGAGAGCUCAAUGGAUUCAGAGUUCGGAAGCGGCCGCGUUUUGGCGCUGACAUUGCCCUUAAUUUCAAGGAAGUCGGAGCUCUUGCCGUUGAGCACGACGGUGACCAGACGCCGCCAUUGGCCGUUUCGUUCUGCAAGACGUUAACAAAUUCCCACUUGUUUGCACUAUCGGAUGAGGAUGGGUACGUAAGCCUGUUCAACUCUCGCAACAGAUUUUCGUCGUUUUCAUCUCAUCAGGAAAAUUCAGAGAAGUCAAGGGUCUGUGAGUGGGAAGCACAUCGCAAUGCUGUAUUUGAUGUUUGUUGGAUUAAGGGAGAUACCCAGAUGAUUACAGCUUCUGGAGAUCAAUCUAUGAAAAUAUGGGACGUUCAGGAAAUGAAAUGCAUAGGAAUAUUGAGAGGGCAUAAAGGAAGUGUGAAAUCCAUAUCUUCUCACCCAACUAAUCAUGAUAUAAUUGUAUCUGGUUCAAGAGAUGGCUCAUUUGCUCUCUGGGACUUGAGAACCACUUCUUGUUCCAAAGUUGGCAGUGAGGAGCUGUGCCUACGGGCUACUGCAGUAGUUAAAGGAGCCCAUCUUUCCACUCAUGCAAAGCGUAUCAGGCGUCAAAAGUCUGCUUCGAAGAGCAUAACUUCUGUUCUUUACCUAAAAGAUGAACUCUCCAUAGCCACAGCUGGUGCAGUGGACAGCAUUGUGAAAUUCUGGGAUACAAGAAAUUUAAAGAAUGCAAUCACUUGGUGCCAACCCAAAUACAGCGACAAGGAAACGAGAUUACAUGGUAUAUCCAGCUUAUCCCAAGACGCAAAUGGGGCAUUUCUUUCAGCAUCGUGCAUGGAUAAUAGAAUAUAUUUGUACAAUAUACUUCAGCUGGAUAAGGGUCCUGUGAAAUCAUUUUCUGGAUGUCAAAUAGAUUCUUUCUUCGUAAAGUCUGUAGUCAGUCCUGAUGCUUCUUACCUUCUCAGUGGUUCUACUGAUGGAAAUGCCCACGUUUGGCAGGUAAACCAGCCUCAAGAAGAUCCCAUCACAUUAACAAAUCAUAAUGGAGAAGUUUCGGCGGUGGAUUGGUCUUCGUUUGAACUUGGGAAGUUUGUGACAUCCUCAGAUGAUUUCACGGUUCGAAUAUGGAAUGCUGAAAAAAACAGUGGCUACUCAAGUAAAAGGCCAACUUCAUGCAACAGAAAGAGAAUUAUGGCGAUGCCGACUAUAGAACACCCCAAAGACUCUGACUCUUCAGAUUCUUCUUCAUACUUUGAUAGAGCUUCCAUGGAGAACAAAUUAGGCACUCCAGAGUCCAAGGUAAAAAGAUUUAUUACAGACAUUGACUUAAUUGAAAGCUUUGAGAAGACCCCUGAAGCCACUUCCAAAAGCCCAUCUUCUGUUCUAAAUCCUCCAUCUUCCUCCAUGAAAAGAAAAACAAUCAGAGAUUACUUUAUAGUUGCUUCUUAAAACCAGGCCUCACUGUUCUGUUCAUUUUUGGAGUACAUAUUUUCGUUUUCAUCCAUUUUUAGAGCUCACCAUUUGCCUCAAUUUUGCUGGUGGGUCCAAAUAGAAGCCUUUAGAACAGCAAGUCUGAAUGAAUACCUUGGUUUGGGAUGUUCUGAGAUGAUAUGUGGUAUUUUUUGUAUUUUUUUGUAGCAAGUCUUGUACUGAUGUGCAGGAUUGUAUUUGAAGUGUACAGUGAGGGGAUGCAAUUUUGUAAAGUAUUAUAGUUUUAAUA
Molecule: messenger RNA, 1800 nt
Organism: Momordica charantia (bitter melon)
Lineage: Eukaryota; Viridiplantae; Streptophyta; Magnoliopsida; Cucurbitales; Cucurbitaceae
Product: Transducin/WD40 repeat-like superfamily protein
Biological process (GO): proteasome-mediated ubiquitin-dependent protein catabolic process
Cellular component (GO): nucleus
Molecular function (GO): protein-macromolecule adaptor activity; protein binding
Source: RefSeq, a predicted model, not a curated record